Molecule: messenger RNA, 3378 nt
Organism: Cladocopium goreaui
Lineage: Eukaryota; Dinophyceae; Suessiales; Symbiodiniaceae
Source: the annotation of a GenBank genome assembly
AUGCCUGAAAUCCAGUGGCUGGGGUCGAAGCUUACUGUAGCUGGUCAGAAGCAAGUCGAGCGCGGCUCCAGCAUGCCAAACUUGCAGGAUCCACAGUUUCUGGCUCAAGAGGAAGCCCUUGGAAGAGCUAUGGAUCGAAGUCGUUGGAGACCUCGGGUCUUAGCAAUGGACCAACAACAAGCGGCACAGGUCCUCCAGUCGCUCCAGGAACUACAGACCGAGGUCAAUCGACUAAGAGGCCGAGAAGCUGAACUGACAGCACAGGUCGCUUCUUUUGGUGCCGGUUCGGCUGCUUCAGCUGGACCUGGCAGUGCACUGGCACAGUUGGUGCAGUCACAAAAGGAGCUUGUGGACGCCCUUAGAUCGAAAGAACAAGUCCGGUUGGUCGACAACAAGGGCCUUGGCAAGCCCGACAAGUUUGAUGGGACAGCCGAAAGAUUCUUGUCAUGGAAAAUCAAGACGUCCUCCUAUCUUGCAAGUGUUCGCAAAGACAUUCGUGAGAUUCUGGUUUGGGCCGAAGAUUGCGAUCAUGCAAUCACUGCAGAUGACAUCGACAAGGCUUUUGGGAGUCAAGCAGAUGCCAUUGACCAGGUGUCGAACAUCAGUGAAUUGAGACGCGAGCUUUGGGACGCGCUGCUAAUGCUGACAGAGCGUGAGCCCUUUGACAUCGUGCUGAACACCGGGGAAUGCGGCAUCGAAAGCUGGAGAAAGCUCACGCGGAGGUACGACCCAUCCACUGGUGGUCGCAAACGCGCUCUCCUCAAUGCAAUCUUGUCACCGGCUCGAUCCAAGAUGGAAGAUUUGCCGUCCAACCUGGAGAAGCUUCUUGACAGCAUCAGACUUUAUGAACGUCGCAAAGACGCAUCUGGCAACCGAACGAUGUUGGCAGAAGACAUCAAGAUCAACGUGAUUGAACGAUUGGUGCCGGCAGAGCUCGAGCGUCAUCUCGUUCUCAAUCGAGAUCGCUUCAAGACGUUCGAGUCCAUGCUGUCCGAGAUCCAGUCCUAUGUGGAACAUGCCACCGGCAACAAGAUCAAGGUGGUGAAUAGCCAGCCCUACGACGCACAUGGCCGUGGGGACGAUCCUAUGGAUGUCGGAAGCUUUGGAAAAGAUGCGAAGGGAAAAGGUAAGGGCAAGAAGGGAGCUGGAGGAAAACCUGGAAAGGGAAAUGCAACAGCUGAGAAGAGAACAUGUCACAACUGCGGACGCCCAGGACAUCUGCGGGCAGAUUGCUGGGCACCUGGAGGCCCCAAACAUAAGGGGACGGGUGGCAAAGGCAACAGCAAUCAGAAUAAGGACAAGGGCAAGGGCAAAGGCAGCCCCGGAAAGCACAAGCAGAAGCCCAAAGGAGGCAAAUCUGUGAACAAUGUCGAACAAGGUGAACCAGAAGCAGAAGACUGGGACGCAGCUGAUGGCGACGAUGGUCAACAAGCAGCAAAUGGUUUAACGCUCUAUGGCGUUGAUGGGCCACCACAUGACGAGGAUGACGACGAAAGUUUCCAGGUCGAUCCCGAGUCCGAGGAGUCGGAAGCCUCGACAAGUCGCAGAAGGUGGUUUUCUUUGCCUCACCCACGUGCGUCAUGGCCUGAAGAGUGGGACGACCCCGACUAUGAUGGACCGAGUGGAUCGAGUGGCUCAAGACCCCUUCGGUCGCUUCGACUGGAGGAGGUCACCGAGCACGAGACCACUACAUCCAAGUCCGCGUCUUCCAAGGCACCUCGAACGCCACAGGGAAGACCCAAGAGGGGCAGAAGUCCAAAGAGCUCAACACCAAAGAGAGGCAAAGCAAGCAGAUCAGGGCCAGUCACUCCGGAGUCAGCACUCCGACGCUUUCGAAUGACUUCGAUGACACCACCACCAAGGAGAAGGUUGAGGCAUGGGCCACAGACUCCAGAAGAACUUCUUCGUAGCUCUACACCUUUGCCAAAGACACCACCGACACCUAUAGCAUGGCCUGCAUCACCUCCACAACAGCCGAUAGCCUCGCCCAAGACUCCACCAGGACCACCACCAGGAUGGCAAAGCCAAGUAGCUUCACCCAAGACUCCGCCAUGUCCACCACCGGGAUGGCAAAGCUCUCAGGUGAAGCCACCACCACCUGUCAAGGCAUCAUCGGCAGCUUCGACUUCAGGUUCUCGACUUGUCCAGAUGCUGAAGGCUGCGCUGAGUUCACAAAUCCGCAAAGUCCAAGAAGAAGAUCCUGGUUCAGGAGAUGGCCAGGCAGAUGCAAUGUUAGCGGCUUUGAGGACUAGAUCUGUCAAGGCACCGCACAUCACAAAGCAGAACAUCAGCGAUCCUUCUUUCCACGACUCGAGAUACCAUGCCGAGAUUGCCAAAGGUGUUGCACACAAUGUGGCCUGGAGAAAUGAACGUUUGAGAAGACGUGCAAUCGUCCACCGACGAGGAGGAGUCAAGGCACGUGCGGCUGAAAGGAUUCGACUUGACAAAGAAUGGCAUGAACGCUUUGACAACCCAGAAAAUCCAGAAGGCAUAGUGAGAAUCGAGGAUGAAGACAACUUGGAUGCGGGCAUCGAGACGGUGGUUGUGGGCAAAGCUGGUCAGAGCACAGUGAUAGAGUUUUCAGCGGAAGAGCGGAAAACUUUGAGGCAGUUCCCGGACGACGAGGCCAAGUUGCUGCGGAAGGAUCCCAAGAAGAAACCCAUGACCAAGCGUGUUCGAAGCGUUGGGUACAGGGUGAAGAAGAAUCGCAACCGCAAUGUGGCGCGCAAGAUGGCGAGGAAGAACCGACCAGCCUUGGUUCUGAAGGAAAACACUGAAGUGAACGCAGAUGAAGAUGAUGAUGAAAUGGAAGAGGUCUACAUCGAAGAGCCUGAUGAGCCUCGAGACCGACCAGGCAGAGGAGACCCCGAUGGUGGAGCUGGAUCGGCUCCUGCUGCAGUCUACAGCUUGGGGGCCUCUGACGACUGGCGAAAAUGGGAACGAGCAGAGUUGAACAUCGACACCGGUGCUGCCAUCACUGCAGUACCACUUGACUUCGCCAAGGACUACCCGAGGAGCGAGUCCAAUGGAGCAAGCUACAAGGCAGCCAAUGCGGAACCCAUCGAAGAUCAGGGAAGUGGGAAGCUGGUGGGAUACGACGAAUCUGGCAACAAGAUCCCAAUCGAUUGCCGAGUUGCAGAUGUGCAUCGGCCACUUCUUUCAGGUUCCGAGAUCGCCAAGAACUACCACAUCGCCCUUGGACCAUCUUCGGGGAGAUUGAUCCCAAGAAACACUCCUGCGGGACGGGCCUAUUCGAAGGCCAUGAAAGAUCUGAUCCGAGAUUAUGGCGAUUCAAUGCCCAUUGUGCACAAUCGCCGAGGCAUCUAUGUGUUGGACUAUUGGGUGUCACCUUUUCAGGGGCAUCCUCAAGAGGAGUAA